AUGGCGGCUUCUACCUCCGUCGAGCCAAGGGCGAUCUGUCCUUGGUCUUUUCUGAAUCCGACCCCGACCUUGGAAAAUUCCUAUCUGCCCCUGGCACAGACAACCAAACCAAAGACAUUCGCUUCUAUUGUUUCUGGGUCAGUCGAAUCCACAGUUGCUCUUAGCCAACUGCCUGCUCCUGUUGUUCGUGGUGAUACGACCUAUGUUAAGAUUAAUGAAGCUUUGUAUCAGGAACAACUGAAGACCUUCAAAACCAAUUUGAUUGGUAGAUUACUUUUGCUCAAGGGAUCUGCUCCAUUGAAGCUUCAUGAUUUGAAGGCCUCCCGUACUUCUUUAUGGAAUCCUUCAUCACCCUGGAGAUUGGUUCCUUUGGGGAAGGGAUAUUUUGAUAUUCAUUUUGAUACAGAAUCAGAUAUGCGAAGAAUUUGGGGUGGGGGUACUUUUACUUUGGCUAGCGGGUUGUUUUGUCUCUCCCAAUGGCAGCCGGAUUUCAAGCCAGGGGACACUCUCCCUCAGACUCAUUCGCAAAUUUGGGUUAGGUUUUAUGGAUUGAGUCAAGACUACUGGCACUCGCAACAUCUAAUGGAGAUUGCUCGUGGAGUGGGCACACCUUUGCAAUUGGACAUGGCUACUAAAGAAAAAGCAUUUGGCUAUUUUGCAAAAGUUCUUGUGGACGUUGAUCUAGCUAGUAAUCUGCCUUCUAGUCUGAUGGUUGAAAGGGAGAACCAUUGUUUUCCAAUUGAAGUUAUUUAUGAGAAUAUGUGUGAUAAUUGUGGAAUGGUUGGACACAUCAUUGAUCAUUGCAAGUGCAUGAUCAAAGAUGUUAACAAUUCUCAUUAUCUUAACGGUGGUGUGGAGAAGAAACAACAAACUAAGCCUGUGGUUAGGCAAGAGUACAGUGUAAAACCCAAGCUCCAAGCUCAACAUCCUCAAACUUCUCUGACUGACAAUGAGCCUCAACCCAGUAAGGAAGCUGAGAUUCAGAAUUUUGCAGACAAGGUCCUACUCAAGGUAGUGGAUCAGGAGCUCGAUCGAAUUGCCGAUCUGGUGCUUAAUGAGCCAGUGACCACUCAGUAG
Messenger RNA from Rosa rugosa (rugosa rose), 1077 nucleotides. RefSeq lists its product as uncharacterized. Bases 1 to 1077 code for a protein of 358 amino acids. NCBI's taxonomy places the organism in Eukaryota, Viridiplantae, Streptophyta, Magnoliopsida, Rosales, Rosaceae. The transcript has a single exon. The record is from RefSeq and is a predicted model, not a curated record.